AUGUUUGGUUUUGUAUCUGUAGACUCAAAACCUAUGUGUCUUGAAUGUGAUGCCUUCAUGACAAAUCAUUCCACGAAGAAAGUUAAGCUGGAACAGCACCAGAAAUUAAGGCAUCCAUUAUCUGUUGGUAAUGGUAGGGAAUAUUUUGAGAAUAAAAAGAAAAUACAACCAAUCAAACUACCUGACUUUGUAAAGAAGAUAAAUACUGAAAAAGCAAAGACACUCAAACCAAGUUAUUUGGUCUCUGAAAUUAUUGCCAAGGUUGCAGCACCUCAGAUUUAUGGUGAGAAACUUGUGAAGCCUGCUAUGAUAGCUUGUGCAAAUGAGGUUGAUGAUAACACAAUUCGUAACCAAGCUAUCCUUCUGGUCUAUGUCAGAUUCGUCCAUGAAGAUGAUAUAAAGGAAGAAAUGUUACUCAUUAAAAGUUUGUCUGAAACUACUAAUGGAGAAGAUAUAUCCAAUGAUAUAAUGCAAUAUUUUAAUGAUAAAAAUAUUCCAUUGACUAGCUUGAUCGACAUUGCAUCAGAUGGAGUUGCAGCCACAACUGGAAAAGUGAAAGGCUUUGUUUCUAGAAUGAAAUCAGUUGCGCCUUACAUCUUUUAUAUACAUUGCAUUAUCCACAGACAGCAUUUGGUUGCUAAGAAUAUUGGAGGACACAUGGAAGAAGCACUCAACACUGCCAUACAUGCAAACAACUUUGUCAAAUCAAACUCAGUGAAUAAUAGAUUUUUUAUGCAAUUCUGUGAAGAUGAAGAUUUUAAAACCCUAUUGCUUCGCACAGAAGUAAGAUGGUUGUCAAAAGGCCUGAGGCUUGAAAGACUAGUGAAUUUGUGGGAACCAUUAAUCAACUUUCUUAUGUUCAAGAAAUGCAUUGCUGCAUGCAUUGCCCAUCUUGAAGGUCUUCAUGUAGACUUUGAGAGAAGAUACAAUGAUUUAUUAAAGAUGGAUUAUCCACUCUGGUUUGUAGACCUAGAAAAUUAUGAGCUAGGAGAUGAAAAUUUUGCAUUGGCUGAAAUGUUGGAUUUGAAAGAUAAUAUGAAACUGAGAAGAAGAGUUGAAAAAGAAGGUGUCUUUGCCUAUAUAUCGAUAAAGGAAUCACACCCAAAUAUUUUUCGAUAUGUAGAAGCAAACAUCAUUUUUUUCCCUACCACAUGGAUGGUGGAAUCUGCAUUUUCAGCUGUUGUAGAUAUUUUAAAUAGAAAAAGAAAUAAAUUAGAUGUCAAUAGCAGAGGAACUAUCAGACUAAGACUAAAUGAAUUCAUUAAAAUUGAUUAUGAUAUCUUGUGUCAGAAACAGCAAUAUCAAGCUAGUAGUCACUACCUGAAUGGACAAAAAAUGAACAACUUUAUGAAAAAUGAUUUUGAUAUCUUUGUUUACUAA
This is a messenger RNA of Octopus bimaculoides (California two-spot octopus), 1380 nucleotides long. RefSeq names its product SCAN domain-containing protein 3. NCBI's taxonomy places the organism in Eukaryota, Metazoa, Mollusca, Cephalopoda, Octopoda, Octopodidae. The record is from RefSeq and is a predicted model, not a curated record.